Eriocheir sinensis (Chinese mitten crab) is the source of this 4537-nucleotide messenger RNA. RefSeq lists its product as uncharacterized. Gene Ontology annotation, biological process: cell-cell adhesion; cellularization; cell migration. The record is from RefSeq and is a predicted model, not a curated record. The transcript has 16 exons. Gene Ontology annotation, cellular component: membrane; adherens junction; catenin complex. NCBI's taxonomy places the organism in Eukaryota, Metazoa, Arthropoda, Malacostraca, Decapoda, Varunidae. The coding region runs from base 138 to 4226 and encodes 1362 amino acids. Gene Ontology annotation, molecular function: beta-catenin binding; actin filament binding.
AACGCGGAUUUGUUUACUGCGUCCAUUCAAACCUUGGCGAGGAGCUGCGGACGCCCGCCUGACCUCUUAUAUCACGGCGACUGUUGUGUCCUUGGCUCAUAUUGUCCUCUUGUGACACCCCGAAGGUGGUCAAGGCCAUGGCGGAGUGUGCCACUACUAGGGCCGUGCUGGGAGUGCUGGGACCCAUGGCCAACGAGGUCAUGGAGCUGAAGAAGCACCACCACCACCACAACACCAGCACCACCACCACCACCAAGCUUACAGCACAGUGUCAAGCCCUGAGCCAUGCCUGUGACCACCUCUCAACAUGCCUUGAGGCCUCGGCACUGGCCCAGAAAGAUGACUCCCUCCUGGCCCAAGUUGCUGAGGUCAAGGAUCAGCUGCAGGAGGUCACAGAGGAGAUUGCCAAGUGCUCUAGGAAGCUACAGGACUCUGGGUCACAGGAGGACGAGGUGUGGGCUAGGCUUGUAGGUGAGGCGGAGAGGCUGCUGGAGGUGGUGACGGGUGCGCUGGUGGGCUGGGAGCAGGCGGGGGUGAGGGGUGUGGUUGGGGCUGUAACACACCUGACGCAGCACCUCCACUGCCUGCAGCACCAGCACAACACUGCACUCCUCGCUGAUGACCUCCAGAGUGUUGUGUCGUCCUGCCUGGUGCUGGUGCAGACCGCAGGGAAGCACCGGCAAGGGCUGUGUUCCCGGGCCCAGCGUGAGGCACUCUGGCACCUCACACACCAGUUGGCGGACACCAUGCACCUCCUGGCACUCACCACCGCCGAUGCCAUCACCACCGCUAACAAGACGCCACCUGCUGCUGCUACUACUGCCACUCCACCACCUGCUACUUCUAUUACUACUGUUGCUACUACUGCUGCACAUGGGUCUCCUGAAACUAGGGUUUGCCUCGGCCUGGUGUGUGCACGUAUUCAUCAGCUGCUGGACGACCUGACCUUACAGCUGCAGGGUAGAGGCAGCCCCCUUGACCUGGAGGAGCCCGGGUCAUUCACAAAGCAGGUGGACCAGGUGUUUAACGAGCUGGACAGCGGCAGGUGUGGCGGCGUGGGGGAGCGCGUCAAGUUGCUGCUGGAGGGGGUGUUGAGGCACUGUCUGGUGGUGGCUCACUGCGGCGGUAGUGAAGAGGGAAGUAGUACUGUGCCGUCACCGCAAAUCAUGGCUCUGGCUGAUAAGGUAUUGAGGCAGCUGAAAGUGGUCAUCACCCUGGAACGCACCAUCACCGCCACAAACACCACCAACACCAGUAGCAACAGUGGUGGUGAUAGUGAUGGUGGUGGCGGUGGAAAUGAAUAUAAUGGAGAUGACCUCAGGGUGGCGAUGGACAGCCUGGCGGAGACGGUGGAGCAGCUGGAGCAGGCCGUCAACACCGCCCUCAUCACCCUCAUAGCUCAGACCUUUGCAGAACCAUUAGCACCUCUGGAAAGGCUGAUGAAGGUCGGCACACAGGAACACACUGAAGAAGAAGAGGAAGAAGGAGGAGGAGGAGGAGGAGAGGAAAUAGAUGGAGAAGAAAUGAAACAGGGAAAGAGAAAACCAGCAGGAGGAGGAGAAACAGAUAACAAAGAAGAUGAGGAAGGAAAAGGAGAAGUAGGAAAGGAAAUAAAUGAAGAGUUGGAGGCAGCCAUAUCCGCCUUUGACACACACACGGAUGCGAUCUUCCAAGCAGCCGGAUUUGCCACCGCCUGCACAUCUGACUGCAAACGUGUUCGCCAGGUCCGCAGUCACCUGGCAACACUGGAGUGGGUGGAGGGGGUGCUCAUACCUGCCCUCGUCACCUGCACUCGCUCACGGACCUCCACAAGCACCAGCAGCAGCAGCAGCGGCGCGCACACAAGCGUACACACCCUCGCCGCACACUGGAAGGGCACAGUACUCAACCUGCAGAAGCUCCUGGAUGAGAUAUUGGACCCCUCGGCUUUUGUUAUGGUAACAAGGAUGGAGGUGCAGAGGUUGUGGAGUGAGGUGCGGAAUGAUCUCUACACCCAGGACAUGACGUGGCUGGUGGAGAAGGUGAGAAGGGUGGAGGCGCUCAUCUCCCACCUCCUCCACCUCCCCAAUGCCUCCUCCUCCUCUUCCUCCUCCUUCUCUUCCUCUUCCUCCUCCUCGAUACAGUGGCUCCCCCAACAUUUUAAGGAAGAUCUUGAGUGUGCUCUUAGGGAGGUGCGAGGGGGCCUGGCCAGAGUGAGAGCGGCCCCCACCACCCUCUCCCUCCACCGCUCCCUCCUCAAACGCCUACAGCUCUCCCUUACCCUCCUCUCGCGCCUCUCCACCACCCUUGAAUCCGGCUCCAUGGACCAAGAUGAUGCUGGUGGUGGUGGUGGUGGUGGUGAGGAGGAGGAGGAGAGGGUGAAGUUGACAGAGGAAGAGAAACACCACCUCAUCACCACCAACAUCGACAACAUCCCAGUCGACAUCGCCACCCCCACCAUCACCACCACCACCCAUGCCCUCCCACCAAGGCCCCAACCCCACCACCCCUCCCCUGCCAGACUGGGAGAGGGGAGGGGCAGGGGGGGUGGGACAAGUGUUAUAGUGCCAGUGCCAGGGCCAGCCAGCGACACCCUGCCCUGCGACACCACCCUGGAGAUCACACGCUUCCUCUCUCGCUCAUCCACGGUGCUCUCUUCCACUCGGGGCUCUCGGAGGAACUUCUCUCUCAAGGUAAGGGAGAUUAACCUGGACAUCGAGGGAGCCCUGCAGGUGUGGAGAGGGUCAGGUGGGGGAGUGACAGACCCUUCCUCAUCACCCCCUCCCUCUCAACCCCCCUCAUCUUCAUCAUCUCCCACAACCACUACCAAAGAAGAAUCAGGUGAAAGGGAGAAGCCACAGGUGUCAGGGUCAGAGGACACAGGUAUGGGGGAGGUGUCUGCACUAAUUAGUCUGCAGGUAACACAGCCCCCCUCCACCCCUCAGAGGAACCCUAGUGCCGAGGAGGAGCUGUCUGCUGUUCUGGAGUCCCUCACCUCCCUCAUUGGUGACCUCAGUGGCCUGCCUACCUCACCUCACCACCAAGACAGACCCAAGGAAGGCAACCAGAGCAGGGCGGAGCAGACCCACCCACCCACAGCCCUAGAGAACACCCCGAGCAAGGUCUGGGUGACUUUUGAGAAUGGAGGUGGUGAGACAAGCAUACCCAAAGCUGUAGAAAAUGGAGAGAGGGACAUCAGCUCACCCAGAGGUAUAGAUAAAGACACAGAGAUGAUCUGGGGCACAGCAGAGGAAGAGAAGACCCCAGUAACCUCAAACCAACCCCAGAAAGCCAUCAGGAUCAAUGGCAAUGAAGACAGAUCACCCUCAACCCCUGAAAACCCCUUUGGCUCUAGCUGGGGUGAGGCGAAACAGAAGAGUCAACCCCUGCAAGGAAUCACCCUGCAGAACGCCUCCUUCACCCCACACUUCCCUGAAAUCAUCCCCGGAGAAACCAAGGAAGGGGAGGAGGUGUUUCCGACGCAAGAAGAGAUGAGUGGAAAGGAAGAGGUAGGAGGAUUACUAGGAGGAGGAUGGUUAGAGGAUAUCUGGAAGGACUUUACUGCCAUCCUUGAGAGCAGGACCCCAAGUUUAGGAAGCUUUAGGGACAAGAGGAAGGAUGGACAUAGGGAAUCUAAGGACAGGAGGUUAAAGUUUGGGGUAUUUAAGGAGGGAAAGGAAGAGAAGGAUUGUAAUAAGGAGGAAAAUGUAGAGAGUGAAAGGGAUGAGGUUAAAAAUGUUGAUGAUGGAGGAAGUAUGAAUGCAGGAAAGAGGAAAAUGGAAAGUGGAAAUAUGGAAGACGAGAAAAUGGAGUUGGAGAAGAAGGAAAAGAUGACAAAACAGAAAUCAAAGAGUCUGUUCAGGAAAUUCAAGGGAGACAAAGAGGAAACGGAAGAGAAGGUAAAGAAGAAGAAAACAAAGGGCGAGACACUUAUGGAGAAGAUCAGGAAGAAAAAGAUGAAAACCGAAGAUGACAAAGAGAACCAGGAACUCAACUCUUCCUCUCCCUCUACCUCCUCCUCCUCCUCCUCCUCUUCCUCCUUCAAGAAACAAACAGACCUCAGUGACACCCCAUUCCUCCAUCCCUUCCCUUCCCUCAAGACCACCUGUUCCUCCUUCCCCUCCCUCUCCUCCUUGUCCUCCCCUCCCUCCUCCUGCAAUGUGACCACCUCCCAAAGACUACAGGACAUACAGACACUACAGGACAGGCUGCAAGCCAUCAGGAAGCAUAUGGGGGAAGGGGUGUAGGCUUGGAGAGAAAGAGACACAGACAGACAGAGGGAAAGAAAGAUACAAGGAGACUACAAGUGAUAUUUCAACUUAUACAUGACAGCUACCGAGAACAAGGUACCUAUUCACCAUCCGUUCUCUCCGUCCAUGAAUUUAGGCAUCUAUUUCCCAUUUGAAACUUAAGGUCGUUUCUGUAAUAAGUAUGUGACAGUUUAGUUUAAGUUCUGUGCAGGUAAAUCUUGCUAGAUAUAGGGUCAUCACAUCUGCAGGCAAUUACUUGAUUAUCUGUACUUUAUUUUUCUGCGCCAAAGAGUCGGGUAUUCUUAUGU